Molecule: messenger RNA, 908 nt
Organism: Neurospora tetrasperma FGSC 2508
Lineage: Eukaryota; Fungi; Ascomycota; Sordariomycetes; Sordariales; Sordariaceae
Exons: 2
Coding region: 240-611 (123 amino acids)
Source: RefSeq, a predicted model, not a curated record
AACGAGCCAAGUAGCGACACCCACUUUGUAACCGAGAUCGGUUAUCGAUAGCGCGUUGAGAAUUAUCUUGCUAUUAACUACCCAUUUCAUUCAUCAAUCACUUAUUCCCCGCUGCCCCUGCUUGUUUGAUACCCACGGAUCUUGGUUCCCAUUGUUACUCAAACAUCGUCAAACUUUGAUCGAUUUCCGUUCGUUAGCUCCACAACACUGUCGAGAACUCAAUCAAGAUCAUCGACAUCAUGUGUUUGAUCUUCACGUGCGGCGAGCACACCUUUCGCAAGGAAGUGGAGGGAUAUGAAGGACUCGUGUGCCGGUGCUACAACUGCGGUAACUAUUCGGGCAGUGUUAUAAAGAGCCAUCCAUGGUUCACUUUCUGCUUCAUUCCCGUCAUUCCUCUCUCGAUCAAGGGGUACGAAGACAUCUCGUGCCGCAUUUGCAACUUCCAACAACCACUCGAACAUAGACAGGACGUUCAAGCAAUGCGCCGGGGUGCAGACGGUAACCCAGGAGUGCCGUUACAACACCAACCACCUGGCGCACCUGCUCAAGGACUGCCUCAAGGUUGGGGCCAGAAGGCACCUGAACCGAACCAGCCAAUGCAAUAUCGCUAAGAGUACGAUUCGAGACUGAGGAAAUGGCACGGCGCGAGGACAGCGAGGUUGACUUACGAUCAUAAUAUGACAUUUUGAAGUCAAGAAGAUGGAGUUAUGACCUGGAUGGUGGCUUUAUGUGGACAGGCCCAGAGGAAGCUACAUACAUGGCAGGCGUCGGUUGGAGCCUGAGUUUGAUAUCCCCAUUUGCAAUUUACGCUUUUUCUUUUCUUUUUUAUUAUUAUAAUGAUUAUUCUAAACACAUAUUGCCAGAGAGCAUGAUCGAUGAAGGAGGCGUACGGCGGUCCUCUUGCAUGU